Molecule: messenger RNA, 1854 nt
Organism: Candidozyma haemuli
Lineage: Eukaryota; Fungi; Ascomycota; Pichiomycetes; Serinales; Metschnikowiaceae
Product: putative asparagine synthase
Exons: 2
Coding region: 1-1854 (617 amino acids)
Molecular function (GO): asparagine synthase (glutamine-hydrolyzing) activity
Source: RefSeq, a predicted model, not a curated record
AUGUGUGGUAUCUUUCUAUCGGUGGCACAGUCGUUACCUUUGGUGGGUUUGGAAUGCAGAGAAUAUGAUGAAGGUGAAAUUUCACUGCUAGUGGGGAAUCGCUUGGAUCUACAGACGGCUCUUUCUGAUCAUGAUAAAGAGAAGGUGAAGAACGCUGAUGCUAUACGCCAGCGGAAACUGGAGCUCGGGAGGUUGAGCAUGAAGAAUCACAGUAAACGGAUUGAAGAACUUGAACGCGAGAUUCUGGAGUUGAGCGUGGUUGCUGGUGCGCUGGCGUUGGAGAUCAGUGCUUCUUUGGAUACUACGCUUGUGGAUAUCAUGGCCAGAGGACCUGAUUAUGCUUCGUUGGUCGAGGAGAAGAGAGAUGGGUGGUCACUAAGGGCUCUUUCCUCGGUUCUUUCGCUUCGACAACCGUUUACAAAGCAGCCUCUGGGCGAUGAUAGGUACAUCUUUCAGUUCAACGGUGAGCUAUACAAUGAAGACUGUUUGGAUGGAAACGAUGUGAAAUUUGCGUGGGAGAAGCUUUCCAGUGGGCUUCAAGGUGGUAUAGAUGAGCUUGCUAAAGCUUUGGGUGGGCUUCUUGGAGAGUUCGCUUUCGUGUUGACUGAUAAGGUCAAGAAGAAGGUCUACUUUGGCAAGGACCAUGUUGGAAAACGUUCGCUUCUCUUUUCCACUACGGAUGGACUUGCUGUCGCCUCCGUUUUUAGCCAUGGCCCAACAGAAGAUCUCCAGGAAUGUCAACCAGGCAUACUCUACACUUACAGCAUAGGCGACGGUACCAUUUCAAAAACAGCAUACCCACAAACAUUGCAUUCAAGUCCAAUUAGAGGCAACCACUACGAUAGUGAAUACUCCCAGUUGGACACUCGUGUUGAUAAACUCCACGAGCAUCUUCAAAAAGCAUGUCUUUUAAGACAACAAACAGUCCAUCCGUACCACGCUACUAAGACUCAGGUAGCUGUUUUGUUCAGUGGUGGACUCGACUGUACUAUAAUAGCUGCACUUAUUGCAAAAAACUACACUCGUUUAGAUCAUCCUGUCACUAUUGAUCUUCUUACGGUGGGUUUUGAGAACCCUAGAACAGGCCUUUCUCCACUGCAGUCUCCAGACAGACAACUUUCCGAAAGAUCAUGGUACGAGCUUUCGAAGAAAUUUGUGGAUACCAAUGUAUCGUUUCGAUUAGUUCAGGUGGAUGUUUCUUAUGGAGAAUGGCUCGCUCACAGAAGUAGGGUUUUGGGUUUGAUCCAUCCGACGUCUACCGAAAUGGAUCUUUCCAUCGCCAUAGCAUUUUACUUUGCCAGUCGUCCUGGAAAGUUCGCUGCAUUAAGAGCAGGACAUUCAUUCGAUAAGUCUAUUAUAUGGACUGAUUUUCUCGAGAACAGAGACAAGUUCGUGGAGACAGAACAAGAGUACUUCUCCUCAGCCAAGGUUCUCUUUUCAGGAUUAGGAGCUGACGAGCUCUACGGUGGCUACUCGCGUCAUGAGAGCAUAUUUGACUCUUUAAAGGAAGGUUUUGCUGAGAAUGAAAUCCAUAGCUUGUACGACGAGCUUUCUGCUUCGCUCAUGUAUGACAUCAAUGCCAUAUAUGAACGAAACCUCGGCAGAGACGACCGUGCAAUUUCAAGCUGGGGCAAGGAAUUACGUUACCCAUACUUAGACAACGACGUGAUUGAGUUUUCCACCAAUGGCAUCGAACCGCAUUACAAAAUCAGACUCAGCUGGGCCAACAUUAAAACCAAAAAAGGCGAGAAACGCGUUAAAGUCUAUUCAAGAAAAUAUCUACUACGCCAGCUAGCACACAAGCUCGAUCUUCCAAUGGCGGCAGAAGAGGUCAAGCGAGCGAUCCAGAACUGA